AUGAGACACCUUUCUGACCAGGCCCAUCCUGCUUUCCACACAGGAUCAGAUGAUCUGAGGAUAGUCCUUCUGGGUAAUGCAAAAGUAGGAAAGAGUGCUACAGCUAAUGUUAUAUUAGGACGAGAGACAUUCAGAGAGACUGAAACUACAGAGUGUGAGCUCCAGAGAGGAAGAGUGGACGACAGGAACGUCUCCAUCAUCGACACUCCAGGAAUCAACAGCGCCACCCUCAGUUCAGAACAGCUGAAGACUGAAAUGAGGAGAUUAUUCUCUCUGUCUGAUCCUGGUCCUCAUGUGUUCCUGCUGCUGAUCAGAGUCGGGAACUUUACAGAAGAUCAGAGGAGCACUGUGGAGUGGAUUCAGGAGAACUUUGGAGAAGAAGCUCUGAAAUUCACCAUGCUGCUCUUCACUGGACGAGAGGAAAUGACCGGCUCACAGUGGAAAACAUUUUCUGAGGAAACAAAUGUCCAAGAAUUUACGAAAGAAUUUGGAGGGGGAUAUGCUGUGAUAAACAGCAAGAAAGAGAUUAAUUCCAUCCAGAAAACCAAACUUCUGGAGAAGAUAGAAGAAGUGAUUAAACAGAACAAAGGACAGCAUUUCACAGAUAAAAUAUAUAAAGCUAUUCAAAAACGUAAUGCAGAAGAAGCAGACAGACAUGAUGAAGAACGUACCCAAGAUAACAUCAACACAACAACAGGAGAAGGAACACAACAAACAAUGGCUACUUUCAACACUGUCAAGGGCAGUGAAGCAGAGAUGAAGGAAGAGAAGGCAGCUGAAGAUGAAAUGAAGGGAAAACAUGUCAGGAAAGAAGAGUCAUUUAGAUCACCAUCUAAAGCAAACAGCGAAAAAGAGAGACUCAAACAAGAUCUCAAGAGACAACAGGAGAGUCGGAGAUUGACUGAAAAAGAGAAAUGGGAGAAAGAGAGGGCAUCAACUGAAGGACAUCCUGAGCCUGGUGAGUCUGCUGAUGUUAUGUUGAUGUACACCACUGUUAAAAGGUUUUAUAUUAUUGUGAUAAUGAUAUAUUAUAUAUUGUUAAUGACAGGGCUGUGGAUUCAGUUUCACAAGUAUGAAUACUACGGUCUUCAUAUGGUCCUAACUCCAUUGGAGUGUGUUUCAGUGUCUGAUGUGAGGAUUGUUUUGAUUGGAAGACCUCGAUCAGGAAAGAGCGCAACUGGAAACACCAUCCUGGGAAGAGAAGCUUUUGGGAAGGACUUGAUUAAUGUUCCCAACACUGUCAAAGUGUGUAAAAGACAGGAUGGCACAGUGGGAAACAAAUCUGUUUCUGUGGUUGAUACCAAGCUAAAGAGACACAAUUUAACUCUCCUUUUCAAAGGUUAUAAUCUUGAUUUGAUGCUUUCAGAUUCUGAAUUUGUCCAGUGCUUGCAACUCUGUUCCCCUGGACCUCACGUGUUCCUCCUUGUGGGACGGGAUCUUUGGAGGGUACUUAGAACAUUGGAUUUAGAGUAUAAGUUCGGGGAGGAGUUUCUGAAGCGCAGCAUAGUCCUGAUCACUCAUGGAGACAAACAUGGAAAAGUUAAAAAGGAGGACUUCAGUUGGGGCUUGCAGCAUCUUGUGGACCGCUGUGGAGGAGGGUAUCAAAUAUUCAACAAUGAGGAACAAGAAGAUCGUACUCAGGUUACAGAACUGCUGGAGAAGAUAGAAACCCUGAUAGAAAAGAAUGAAGGAAAACCCUACGCUAAUGAGAUGUACCAGGCCCAUAGACAGAGAAUGCAAGAAGAAAGUUCCAGCUGUUCUGUGUUAUAAAUGCUAUAAUUUACUUGAUCUGAUCUAUUUGGGAAAAGCCAAAUUUAUAAAAAAUAUUUUAAAUUUGAUUUAGGUGGACCCUUAACAGCAUAUGCAAAUAAUAUAAACAGCCAUUAUUUCCCAAAUGUGCCUAUUCAGCACAUGACUUCUGAAUCCAACUUCAACCAGCACAGAUAUGCUGAUAAAAAUAAAAAAACGCCACACAAUACGGAGAAAAGUAUUGCUCAUUCAUUGUUUCUUCUGAAACCCAGCCUAUGAACGAGAGUAUGUUUUUACAUUUACCUUCCAGAGAAGACUUUCUACUAGAUUCUGGAACAUUGUUGAGAGCAGCAUUAAGCUGUUCAUACACUAUGAAAGGAAAUGACUCUGUAAAGACUUUAAACAGACUGAAUUCUGACUCCCUCUCACAUCUAAAGACUUGCCACAGACUUUUUACUCACAGGCUAAGAUUUUGUAAGGACUGGGGAUCUUACAGGGUCACUAACUGCAAGACUGCAACUUGAUUCUUUCUGAGAUUAUUUCCCAUGCUUCUGGUGGAGUUUACAUAAAAUAUAUAUUACAUAUCAAAUUACAAAUUAUGUGUUUAUCAAUACUGUGAUUUAUCAGAGACUC
Molecule: messenger RNA, 2382 nt
Organism: Astyanax mexicanus (Mexican tetra)
Lineage: Eukaryota; Metazoa; Chordata; Actinopteri; Characiformes; Acestrorhamphidae
Exons: 3
Coding region: 1-1770 (589 amino acids)
Molecular function (GO): GTP binding
Source: RefSeq, a predicted model, not a curated record